CGGAAAAUACUUACUAACACUCACAUCUGCACUACUUAAUUUCCUCCAUUAAGAGUUAAUGGGGAAACACGGACCAACACAAUCUCACUUUCAUCUCUUACUAAUGCUACUAUUCUCUUUCUUCUUCGCAUACCUAAUUCCAUUAUCACAUGGACAAGACCCCAUUGGCUAUGGCUACAAAAUUGAAUCUGUCAUCGACAGUUUAUCAGAAGAUGGAUCACUGAAAGCUAACCUUAGCCUCAUCAACGCCUCCACUGUUUUUGGUCCUGAUAUUCAGAGUUUAAGCCUUUCCGUCAGCUUUGAAACGAAGGAGCGAAUCAGAAUCCGACUAACAGAUUCACAAACGCAAAGAUGGGAGAUUCCACAAGAAAUCAUUCCUCGACCAAGACAAAACCUCUCCAGCCUAGACUCCGAUCUUGUUUUUACGCUUCAAAACACCACGCCAUUCGGCUUUUCCGUGUCACGCAAAUCCAAUGGCGACGUUCUUUUUAACGCCACGCCGGACACGUCGAAUUCCAGCAGUUUCUUGGUUUUCAAGGACCAAUAUAUUCAGUUCUCCUCUUCACUUCUGGCGAAUAGGUCUUCAAUCUAUGGUUUCGGAGAGCAUACGAAAACUUCCUUCAAGUUGAGGCCAAGUGAUUCGUUCACUUUAUGGAAUGCUGACAUUGGAAGCUCGAAUCAAAAUAUCAAUCUUUAUGGUUCUCAUCCAUUUUACAUUGACGUCCGAUCACAGUCCGGUGAUGGUAAGGUAGCGGCAGGGAGUAGCCAUGGAGUUUUACUGUUGAAUAGUAAUGGAAUGGAUAUAAUAUACGGUGGUGAUAGGGUAAUUUAUAAGGUUAUUGGUGGUGUAAUUGAUUUAUACAUUUUUGCUGGACCAUCUCCUGAUUCAGUGAUACAGCAGUACACAGAGCUUAUUGGCAGGCCUGCACCCAUGCCUUAUUGGUCAUUUGGAUUUCAUCAAUGUCGAUAUGGUUACAAGGAUGUUGCCGAUCUUGAAGGAGUGGUUGCUGGCUAUGCAAACGCUGGAAUACCUCUUGAAGUUAUGUGGACAGAUAUUGAUUAUAUGGACCGAUAUAAACUUUUCACUCUUGAUCCGGUCAACUUCCCUGCUGAUAAAUUGAAACCUUUCGUUGACAAGCUUCACCAGAAUGGCCAAAAGUAUAUAGUCAUUGUCGAUCCUGGAAUUGCUGUAAAUGACAGCUACGGAACCUAUCAGAGGGGGAUGGAAGCUGAUAUCUUUAUUAAACGUGAUGGUUCUCCUUACUUGGGACAAGUGUGGCCUGGAAAUGUCUAUUUUCCUGAUUUUCUGAAACCAAACACCCAAUCCUUUUGGACGAAUGAAAUCAAACAAUUUAGAGAUGUCAUUCCAGUUGAUGGUCUUUGGCUUGACAUGAAUGAGAUAGCCAAUUUUAUAAGCUCAUCAGCAACCCCAAAUUCCACCCUUGAUAAUCCUCCCUACAAAAUUAACAAUGCCGGAAACCAGCGGGCGAUUAAUGAUAGGACAGUACCAGCAACAAGUUUACAUUUUGGUAACAUUACAGAAUAUGAUGUUCAUAACAUGUUUGGAUUGCUAGAAGCUAGAGCAACUCAUGAGUCCUUAAUAAAUGUGACUGGCAAGAGGCCUUUUAUACUUUCUAGGUCUACUUUUGUAAGUUCUGGCAAAUAUACAGCUCAUUGGACUGGUGACACUGCCUCCAGAUGGGACGAUUUGGCUAAUUCGAUUCCUACCAUUUUGAGCUUUGGACUAUUCGGGAUACCGAUGAUUGGUGCUGAUAUUUGUGGGUUUCAAGGAAAUGCCGAUGAAGAACUCUGUCAACGUUGGAUUCAGCUUGGAGCAUUUUAUCCAUUUUCACGAGAUCACUCGGACAAGAACUCUAAUCGUAAAGAACUAUAUCUUUGGGAUUCAGUAGCUGCAUCAGCUAGGGAGGUUUUAGGGCUUCGGUAUCGGCUACUUCCAUACUUGUACACAUUAAUGUAUGAAGCACACACCAACGGGACGCCUAUAGCAAGGCCAUUAUUUUUCUCAUUUCCUGAGGAUAGCAAAACUUAUGACAUCAACUCACAAUUUCUAAUUGGCAAAAGUGUAUUGGUCUCACCUGUGGUAACAUCCGGAACAACUUCAAUUCAAGCAUAUUUUCCUCGAGGAAAUUGGUUUAGCCUAUUUAAUUACUCGAAUUCAGUCAAUGCAACAGGAAAUAAUGUUACAUUAGAUACACCAUUAAAUAACACCAAUGUGCAUGUAAGAGAAGGUACCAUUUUGGCUUUGCAAGAGGAAGCAAAUACAACAACGGAGGCUCGAAAGACGCCAUUCGAGCUCUUGGUGGUUGUGACUAACAAUGGAAACAGUACCGGAAAACUAUUUCUGGACGACGGGGAGGAACUGGAGAUGGGAGGAUCAGGAGGGAAUUGGAGUUUUAUUAGAUUUUCCAGUGGAAAGCAAGGGAAUGAUACUGUCUCUGUUAGAUCAGAAAUUGAGAAUGGAGAAUUUGCUUUGAGUCAAAACUGGAUUGUUGAUAAGGUAAGUUUCAUAGGGUUGGAAAAGGCUUUUGGAGUUAAAGCACAGCUGCGAAUCAUAAACGGGACUUCAAAGGGUAACCCUGUUGUAAAUGGCACAGAUGACAAUCCAAAUUUUGUCAGGAUUGAAGUUUCAGGAUUAUCACUUCUUCUUGGAGAAGAGUUUCAGUUGGAAUUGGUGAAAACUAGUUAAGGAAAAGUAUUAUAGUCACAAAACAAAGAAUUGAUGUAAUAAACUUCAAGCCUUCAUUUUGCUAGAACUUCUUUAAUGGUGACCUUCAAAAUAUUGGAGGCUUAUAACUGGUUUGAAGGACUAAAAUUGAUAGUGUUUAUAUGCAUACCAUACAUAAAGUCUACCAUCAUCACUUGAUAA
Jatropha curcas is the source of this 2887-nucleotide messenger RNA. RefSeq names its product alpha-glucosidase. The record is from RefSeq and is a predicted model, not a curated record. Gene Ontology annotation, molecular function: carbohydrate binding; hydrolase activity, hydrolyzing O-glycosyl compounds. Gene Ontology annotation, biological process: carbohydrate metabolic process. Lineage: Eukaryota; Viridiplantae; Streptophyta; Magnoliopsida; Malpighiales; Euphorbiaceae.